AUGUCGGACGGCGAAAAAAACGUGUGGAUAGCAGCCGGCGAAGGGGAUUUUGACUGUGUCAAGGAAUAUAUCUCGUCGGGCGUUUCUGUAAAUGCACAAGAUGCUUUCGGAUAUAGUCCUCUUACCGCGGCAGUAUCUUACAAUCACAUACAAAUAGUCGAAUAUCUGUUGUCUCAAAGAGCAGACAUCAAUAUUCGUGAUAUGGAUGGUGACACACCGCUUUACGCGGCAGAAACUGUUGAGAUGGCACAACUACUUUUAGCCCAUGGCGCUGAUCCGACAGUGAAGAAUGCCGAAGGGAAGACGCCCGCAGAAGUGACGUUUAAUGAAGGAUGGUUGGAUGUGGCCGCUUUGCUAAGAUCACGAACCGGCGAGACAACCCCCACCACGGUUAGUGAAAACGAGAAUUUUGAUGAAAACGAUCCUAAUGAAGCAGGAGCUGACAAUGAUACGAAUGAAGAAGAUAACGCAGACGGUUAUCACAAUGUGCGCGGAGCAUUGCGAUAA
Paraglomus occultum is the source of this 507-nucleotide messenger RNA. Lineage: Eukaryota; Fungi; Glomeromycota; Glomeromycetes; Paraglomerales; Paraglomeraceae. The record is from the annotation of a GenBank genome assembly.